Messenger RNA from Zootermopsis nevadensis, 2782 nucleotides. Lineage: Eukaryota; Metazoa; Arthropoda; Insecta; Blattodea; Termopsidae. The record is from RefSeq and is a predicted model, not a curated record.
GUUUCUCUUUGAUACAAGCCUGUGUGUUAUUAAGGAUGGCGGCCGUGGUGUUUAAGUGAAUGCUUGGAAUUGUUGUUUUAGCAUUUUUAAUAUAUAUUUUAGAAAGAUGAGCAGUACCAACCCACUUAAAAUAUGCCGGUUGUGUAUGUCGAAAGAGGGAGUGAUGGUACACAUCUUUGAAUCACCCCAAACAAAGGAACAACCGGUUCCGUUGCCAGUUAGAAUAAUGAUGUGUGUUUCUAUUAAGGUUGUGGCUGGUGAUGGUCUUCCUUCGAGAGUAUGUCGUCAUUGUAUUCGUCAACUGGAUAGGUGGUAUGCCUUCAAUCAGAAAUGUGAGAGUUCAGAUGCUGCACUGCGUCAGUUUGCUGUGAAGCCGAAACCAGAGUUGGUUUUGGUAAAGGUGAAAAUCACUUUUUAAACCUGCAUGUACUGUUAAAUUACAUUUGUCACUCAUUAUAAAGGCAUAUUCAAAAUAUCCUGGAACUGAAAUGUUGUAAUUCUGAUAUAUUCUAAUGUAUUUGUAGAUUUAUAUAAAGCAUCAAAUUUCUUAAUAAUUAUUAUAAUAUCUUGUUGUCAGUAUUAUUCUUCCUUCAGACAAAAUUAUACUCUGAGGGUACGUUGCAUAACCGCUGGUAAUGCCAGUUCAGGUAAAGAACAAAACAUUCAUACUUCAACAUUUUGUGCUUAUAAAUUCACUAAAUAACAAGAGGUGUAUAUAUUAUGGAGUGGGGGGAGCUUGGCCAUAUGCAGGCCCCAAGCUACCAAGGGCCACUUUCUGCCUUCAUGCAGUCUGGAUUUAACUGUUAAUAUUCUUAUUUUUAUUUCUGUUUUAUAUAUUUAUUUUUUAAUACCAAAUCACAUAUAUUUUUAUUUCUUGCCAUAUACAAUGUAUAUUGUGUGCCUAAUAAUGUGAACCAUUAUUGUCUGGUUGUAGUGGUUUGAAACUCCCAUUGUUAGACUGCUGGUCAGAUUUAAAUUAUGAGUAAGAUUUGAGGUUUUCAUUUCAGUGAGUCCAAAGAGUCUUCUGGCUUGUAGCACCGUGAGUCUGGUAAAAGUUUACAAAUUGAUGAAGUACUCUCGGGUUACGAGCCGCGUCACGUGUCUGAAUGGCAAAAAAACCACAUCUUCUGCCUGCCGAUUCGGUUUAUCCACCAUUCAGCCACUUGACACGGCUCGUAACCCGAGAGUGUUUUGUCAGUUUCAGUCGCCUCGAAAGCUUCAUUCUAUACAUAAGUUUACAAAUGUUUCAAAGGUCUUUGCUGACUCCAUUAUCAGGGCACUUAUUGCCUUGAUGAUGGAGGCAGCAAUGAUCUCUGAAACAUUGGUAAACUUCUACCAGACUUCAUGGGGCUACAACGCAGAAGAUAGUCACCUUCUUUAAUUAUGAGGUUUAACUGCGUGCUACCGCAACAUGUUACCUGAUGUGGCAGCUGGAUGGAUUGUUCAUAAAGGAUGAAUGUGAAAAGACUGGUGAUGUUAAAGAUGAUAAUGAUAAUUUUCAUGAUGACGAUGGUGAUGAUAGUAUUGACGAAUCUAAAGAUGAGCUGAAAGUAGAGAUAAAUGAAGAACCAGACUCUUUGGAUAUUGACAUAGAUCUGAAACACGAUGAAAAUGAUUCGUUGCACUCACAAGUGAACUCUUCAGCAGAAGAGCAUGGCAGCUCAAGUCUAGGAGAAGAUGUCAGUCCGCCGGCAAAGAGGAGCACCGCAAAGAAGAAGCGAUCAGGAAACCGCACCCAUCAGUGUGAUGUUUGCCAAAAAGUGUUCACUCAGGCUGGAGACCUUCAGAUUCAUAAACGUAUUCAUUCGGGUGAACGACCUUACAUCUGUGACAGCUGUGGGAAAAGCUUUCCCUCGUCAUCGAACCUGGCUCGGCACAAGCGCACGCAUUCUGGCGAGCGUCCGUUUGCAUGUCCACUGUGCGCCAAGCGCUUUUCAGUUCGUAGUGCUCUACGGGAACAUGAGAAUGUUCAUUCAGGUAAAAAACGUUUCUUAUGCCAAGAAUGUGGGAAGAGUUUUGCUCAGAAAGGUAAUUUGAAGAUUCAUGAAAUGCUUCAUACAGGAGAGAAACCACAUGCUUGUCAAGUCUGUGGAAAGUGCUUUGCUCUUCGGGGUAAUCUCAAGGACCACCUUAACAUUCACUCGCAUGAACGUCCUUUCCAGUGCACUCAGUGCUCUAAACGGUUUACACAACGCUCCACUCUUAAGGAACACCUAAAAGUGCAUUCUGGGGAACGGCCAUUUCCCUGCCUCCUGUGUGGCAAGAGCUUUGCAUACCGCAAGACGUUAAAAAUUCACAUGAAUAUUCACACUGGGGAGAAACCGCACCAGUGCGAGCUUUGUAGCAAGAGUUUCUCUGAGCGCAGUCAUGUAAAGCGGCACAUGAAGAUACACAGCCUCAUGUAACACUUCCUUUGCUUUUGCUUCUGCUGCAAAGAUGACAGUGUUAAGGGACUUAGGACUGCAAAGCAGCUGUCAUUUCUAAGAAGGGAUUGAAAGGAAAUAAAAAAAUAAGAACUUCAGUGGUUCUCGGCAUUUUCUUGUUCACAUGCCGGUACACAGCGGUGGGCUUUCUAAUGACUGAUAUCUUAUUUGUCUCACCUUUCUCAGUAUAAAUUACAGUGUACAAAUCUGAUUUCUACUAGCUCAUGUAGACACGUUUAUUUAAAAAAAUAUAAAUGAAUCCUUUGGAUCAUAUUAAUGUGAGACGUGAUCACCCAAAUUGAAAAUUUGUGGUUAUAUAUUGUGCUUGAGCAGUUACAAAAUAAAUUAAGUUUCUGGGA